AUGGGUACGUCUGCUGGGUUCCCGCUAUUCACUGCCGUCGCUCUGGUCUGCCGCGAGUGUUUACCGUCCCGGCGCGGUGAUCUUCCUCAUGUUGCUCGCAGCAUCGACGAGUUCGUGGACGUUGUCUCGCUCCAGUGGACAGUGGCUACGGGCUACGCGCACACGCCAAGUCUGCGCCUGGUAAAGUUUCUGAGUGCGCGAGAGCAAGCCAACAUGGAUACAAGCUACAAGUGGUCCAUUCUCAAUGACGCAGCGGCAUCGGCUGCUGCGCAAGGAGACUUGGAGACGUUAAAAUGGCUCGCGGAGUACUAUUGUCCUAACCGCUUCCUUACCAAGACAGUCAGUGCAGCAGCAGCUGGAGGACACCUGGGCAUCUUGAAAUGGCUACAUUCCCACCACCGGGAUCUCGGAUAUUGGGGCGGCAUGGAGAUGGGUGGAGCGAUCUGGAAGCAGGAUGUUGAAGCUGUAGAGUGGCUGAAAGCUAAUGCCGCACCCCAUCAAGAGUGCGCUGCCAAGUUGAUGCUCGUGGCUGCGGCGCAAGGAGAUCAGGGCCUGGUGGAAUGGAUACACAGGUUGUAUGGAGUCAGUGCUGACGGCGCCAAGAGGACGGCGCAGGACAAGUAUCACUGGGAGUUAGCACAGUGGGUUGUCAUGAAUUGUGAGCUGGAGGAUCGCUCCGUGAACUUCGAUCGCGCUGCAGGAGAUGGUUGCCUGUGGUUUUUGAAGUGGGCGGUGCAAGAUGGGUACGCUCGGCCAGGAGAUCGAACGGUGGGGGUAGCAGCCGAUCACGGUCGAAUGGAGAUCGUGCAGUGGUUGCAUGACGACUUGGGUGAGCGUCGUAUGGGUGCUGCGUUUGAGAAGGCUGCCCAGAACGGAGAUCUGGCGAUGUUGAAAUGGCUACAUGAAAAUAACUGUCAAGGUUGCACUACUGCAGCAAUGGAUGGCGCUGCGAGGAAGGGUUUCCUGGAAGUGGUGCAAUGGUUGCACUCCAAUCGAAGUGAAGGCUGCACAAAAGCCGCCAUGGAUCGAGCAGCGCAGAACGGGCACUUGGACGUGGUGUCAUGGCUACACGAAGAUCGCACGGAGGGAUGUACUACUCAAACCAUGGACAAAGCUGCGAGCUUUGGGUUUCUGGAAAUUGUGCAAUGGCUACACGUUCAUCGUAGUGAAGGAUGCACUUUUGCAGCGAUGGAUAGUGCUGCGGAGAGUGGCCAUUUGGAUGUAGUCAAGUGGCUGAGUGCGAACAGAACGGAGAAUUGCACGACGACCGCGAUGGAUACAUCUGCAGCCAGAGGCAACCUUGAGAUGGUAAGAUGGCUACACUACAACCGGACUGAAGGCUGCUCUGUUGCUGCCAUGGAUCGAGCAGCAGCGAAUGGACACCUUGACGUCGUCAAGUUUCUCCACGAGAACCGAAGAGAGGGCUGUACCAACGCAGCAAUGCAUCGCGCUGCCGUCGGUGGCUUCCUAGAAGUGGUGAAAUAUCUUCAUGAAACCCGAAGCGAAGGAUGCACAGCUGCGACGAUCGACAUGGCUGCAUCUCGAGGCCAACUGGAGGUUGUAAAGUUCCUACACAUAAAUCGAAAUGAAGGAUGCAGCACCGAAGCGAUGGAUUCAGCAGCAGGGAGGGGUUAUCUCGACGUUGUGAAGUUUUUACACUAUGAACGUACGGAAGGCUGCACGACGCGCGCAAUGGAUAGCGCGUGCAGCGCCGGCCAUCUCGAAGUUGUCCGAUGGCUUCACACACAUCGAAGCGAGGGCUGCAGCCCCGCGGCAAUCAAAGACGCUGUGUCUCGCGGCAACUUUGAGAUUGUCAUGUUUCUGUAUGCAGAGCGGCCACAAGACUUUCGGUUUCCUUCAGCGUGCAUCUUGUCGACUUCUCGCCUGGAAAUCAUGGAGUGGCUGCUUCUCCACUGCCAGCAUGAGCUCGGAGGCUGCGAGUUUCUAGCAGAUCGAUCAAAUUGGCAUUUCAACGAGUGGCUUCGAGCGAGAGGGUUCCGCUUUGUCAGUCAGAGUGAUUCCUUGGUUUGCUGGAAGUGGCGGGUCACGAGUGGUGGUGCUGCCUAG
Messenger RNA from Phytophthora sojae, 2067 nucleotides. RefSeq lists its product as hypothetical. Lineage: Eukaryota; Oomycota; Peronosporomycetes; Peronosporales; Peronosporaceae. The transcript has a single exon. The record is from RefSeq and is a predicted model, not a curated record. Gene Ontology annotation, molecular function: protein binding. Bases 1 to 2067 code for a protein of 688 amino acids.